Molecule: messenger RNA, 735 nt
Organism: Acanthosepion pharaonis
Lineage: Eukaryota; Metazoa; Mollusca; Cephalopoda; Sepiida; Sepiidae
Source: the annotation of a GenBank genome assembly
AUGAACCGGCACUCUCCUAUGUUGUACCUCAUACAGUCAAAAACGGUCAUAUUGUGUGACCGUCGCAUUCAUGCCGAAUAUGUAUCAACUGCUAAUGAAAUGCCACCAGCGUGGGUAUCUGUCUUGCGGGAGCAUCACAUUCAUAGUGAAUAUGCACCAAGUGGUAAUGAAGCACUACCGAGUUUUUUUUUUCUUUCUUUCUUUCUUCUUUACCUUUUCUUAAUAGCUUCCUUUCUUCUUUCAGUUUCCUUUUCGUCUUUGGUUGUUGUUUUUUUGUUGUUUGUUUUUUUUUGUUUUUUUUUUUUUUUUGGUGGGGGGGUUCGCGGAUAUUACUUCUCAUCCGUCGUCGUUUUAACUAUCUUUAACUUCAUGAUUGUCAUUAUUUGGACUGUUUUUUCUUUUCCUCUUGAACUUUUUCUUUCUUUCCAUCGUUUCUUUUACCCCUUUGAACCUACUUUUUUUCGCAUUUCAUUUUUUCUCGAGAUUUCUUUUGCCCUUUUUUUUGUAAAUGUCUUCAUUUUCCCUCAUUUACGGUUUCGCCGGCUUUCUUCAAUGUAUUUUUUUUCUCUCUAUUUUUUAUUCUUUCCUAUAUUCUUCCGUUUUCAGCAGAGCUUAUGUCUGUUGCUUUCUUCUUUGCAUCUCAUUUUUUUUUCCUUCAUUCUAAUUGAUUUCAGCAUUUUCCCACUUUUUCUUCUCUUUAUAGUUGCCUUCUCCUUCAUCUCCAAGUCUCUAUGA